Molecule: messenger RNA, 1569 nt
Organism: Dichotomopilus funicola
Lineage: Eukaryota; Fungi; Ascomycota; Sordariomycetes; Sordariales; Chaetomiaceae
Product: cytochrome P450
Exons: 4
Coding region: 1-1569 (522 amino acids)
Molecular function (GO): iron ion binding; heme binding; oxidoreductase activity, acting on paired donors, with incorporation or reduction of molecular oxygen
Source: RefSeq, a predicted model, not a curated record
AUGGCAAUUCUCAUACCACACAUCCCCUCGCUCCUCCAGCUUCCGGCAUAUCUCGCCUGGCCAUUGACCGUCGUGAUCUUGGCAACACUUCCCAUCAUCCUGUACGCCACCUACAACCUCACUCUGCACCCGCUGCGCGUUGUCCCGGGCCCGAAACUCUGGGCCGCAACACAGAUCCCUUACACCCUCGCCUGGCUAUCGGGACACCUCCCAAAGGUCGUGCACGCGCUACACGAACAGCACGGCGAUGUCGUCCGCGUGGCGCCCAACCGGCUCUCCUUCACGCAUCCUGAUGCGUAUCACGCCGUGCGCGGCCAUCGCAAGAGCGGACAGGGUGAGCACGGGAAGGAACCAUCGUUUUAUUUCAUCUCGACCAAGAACAUUCUGGGUGCGUCGCGCAAUGACCAUACGCGAUAUCGCCGCGCCCUGGCGCACGGGUUUUCGGCCAAGACUAUGCAGGACCAGCAGCCGUUGAUUACGCGGUACGUGGACUUGUUGAUGCAGCGUUUGCAGGAGAAGACCACCGUAGAUUCGACCGGGGCGAAGGAGACAAAAGGGGACGCGACAGGACGAAAGGAAGCCGUGGUCAACCUGGCCGCGUGGUUCAACUACACGACAUUUGAUGUCAUCGGCGACCUGGCGUUUGGCGAACCGUUCGGUUGUCUUGAGGAGUCUCAGUAUCACCCAUGGGUCGAAGCCAUCCUCCUCGGCGUCAAACAGUUCGGCGUGAUGACUUCGCUGCAGUGGUAUUGGCCGGGACUAUUGGGGUUGGUCAAAAAGCUUGCCCCGCGCGGUUACAUUGGGCGACACACGGACAUGCAGGCUGAGUAUUCCCGGCAAAGGAUCGCGCGGCGGCUGGCCCUGGACACAGAGCGGCCGGACUUUGUGGAAGCCAUGACCACGGCCAAAGCGAGUGACGGGCGGACGCUUACGAUGGAAGAGAUGUGUUCCAACGCACGGAUGUUGGUCAUUGCCGGGAGUGAAACCACGGCGACGGCACUGGCCGGUGCGGCGUACUUCUUAGCGAAGCACCCGGAGGUGCAGCGGAAGUUGGCACAGGAGGUCCGGUCGAGCUUUACGUCGGAGGCCGAGAUCGAUUUCUUCUCCGUCAAUAAGCUCAACUAUUUGCUAGCUGUGCUGGACGAAUCGAUGCGGAUGUUUCCCCCGGUGCCGAAUCAGCUCCCGAGGAAGAGCCAGGUGGAUGAUGCUAUCUGCGGAUAUCACGUUCCGGGUGGCACUGCUUUCGACAUCUUUCCGUGGGCAAUGUCUUAUAGCUCCCGCAACUUCGCUUUUGCCCAGGAUUUCAUCCCGGAGCGUUGGCUCGACGACUCGAAGCAGCAUUUCGACAAGAGCCGGCAAAGUGCGCUGCAGCCGUUCUCGGUUGGACCGCGGAACUGUAUUGGAAAGAACCUUGCAUAUGUAGAAAUGCGCUUGAUUCUCACCAGGCUGAUUUGGAAUUACAAUUUGGCCUUUGGCGAUGACGAAGCAAAAGAGUUCCUCGACUGCAGGAGCUUCAACUUGUGGAUGAAACGGCCGCUGAACUUGCGGUUGAUCCCGAUUACGGUGUAG